Malania oleifera is the source of this 3344-nucleotide messenger RNA. RefSeq names its product probable RNA-dependent RNA polymerase 5. Gene Ontology annotation, cellular component: nuclear RNA-directed RNA polymerase complex. The record is from RefSeq and is a predicted model, not a curated record. The transcript is spliced from 19 exons. NCBI's taxonomy places the organism in Eukaryota, Viridiplantae, Streptophyta, Magnoliopsida, Santalales, Ximeniaceae. Bases 194 to 3253 code for a protein of 1019 amino acids. Gene Ontology annotation, molecular function: RNA-directed RNA polymerase activity. Gene Ontology annotation, biological process: siRNA processing.
ACUUCAUAGAUUUCCACCAAUCUCUUCUUUUCCUCUUCUUCCUGUUCAUUUCAAUUCCGCCUUUUUAGGGCAGGAAAUGAUGGAAAGCUGAAAACCUCAAUUCUGUUGCUCUCUGCGUUUCUGAGUUCGAUUUCUGAUAAUUUUCUCACAGAACUGCUUAAUCUAGAAAAAAAAUCUGCUUCGCCCCCCAACCAUGGCGGAUUCUAGUUCCCAGGUUGUCCUUCUUCCCGACUCCGUGGAACAAUUACUUAAGCAAAUAUGUGCCGAGAAGUCACAAUGUCCUCCCAGCGCCGCAGCGAGAAGCCACCUCGCUUCUCUGGACGAACAGGCAUCGUUGGAGAUUCUGCGCGAGAUUCGAGCCGUGAGAGAAAUUCGCACUCUGAGUGGUUUCAUCAUUUACAUGGUUAAAAGGAGUCAUGCUUCUCCAGGUCCGUCAUCCGCACCGGUAUCGCCCCAGGAGAGCGUUUGCUCCUCUCCGUGGCCACAGAUUUCCGCGAGCACCAGCUCCUGUGCCCUCAGUUCCCAAAGCACAGAUGAUGAUGCAAUUCGCUCACCAGUUCCAGAGCAUGUCAUAUGGUCCUCUUCCUUGAGCUUGGAGACUGAAAAUGGUCAAAUGUUCAGUCCUCAGUUAGUAGCCUUGGGGGAACUGGAGUUUAGGAAGGCAUUCCUAAUACUAAAUUAUGUGGGAUGGAAGAAGCUGGAAGAUGUUAUAUCUGCUAACAAAAUUCGAGAACUGAAGCAUCUCCCAAUGAGGAUAUUUGAAUUUGAAAUUUGGAAUGCUCUAGGCAAGAAUUGCAUCAAUGAAUUGGAUCGACAGAGGUCUCUUGAUUGGGAUUCAGGAAAAGUGCAUUUAUAUGAGUGUCAUGUUUAUCCUAAUGGAAGCUAUAUAUUCAAGGGUCCAUAUCUAAACAAACAAAGGACUCACCUGCAAAGAGUUUUAGGGGAUGACAAUGUAUUGAUUGUCAAAUUUGCUAAUAGAGAGAUAGACCUCAGCACUUCGGCGACCUGUUCUGGUAAUCAUUACACUGCCUACAGCAGUAUUGCAAAGGAAGGAAUUCUUGUAGGUUUACGUCGUUAUCGAUUUUUUGUGUUCAAAGAUGGCGGCAAAGAGGAGAAGAAAAAGAACCCAACUUCGUCUCCUGUUAAGUGUUUUUUUGUUCGGAUGGAGUCGAAUGCUGCCUUUGAUUGGAAUGAUUCUUAUAUUUUGUCCAAGAAAACAGUUCAUGAAGCAAGGUGUCUGUUUAUGCACGUACAUAUGGUGUCCAGUCUGGAAAAAUAUAUGGCUAGGUUUUCACUUAUCCUUUCAAAAACAUAUAAGUUGGAUGUUGACCUUAUGAACGUGAAGGUUGAGACAAUUGAUGACUUGCAUUGUCAAGAUGAUAAUGGUGUCAACAUAAAUAAUAAAGAUGGGGAGCCUUUGAUACAUACAGAUGGAACUGGCUUUAUAUCAAAGGACCUGGCUUUGAAGUGUCCGUUAAAUAUGUACAAAGGAACAUGCUUUAAUGGAAAUGGAAAGAGUUUUCUCAAUAGUUCUGAACUUGAGGAAAAAUUUCCUGAUUUGAGGGUGGCAGAGUCUCACAAGAGGGAGCCGCCUUUGUUGAUUCAGUUUCGUAUGUUCUACAAUGGUCUUGCUGUUAAGGGAACCUUGCUCGUCAAUCGAAAGCUUCAAGGUGGAACUAUUCAGGUUCGACCUUCGAUGAUAAAGGUUGAGGCUGAUGCAAAACUUUCCCAUGUAAAAACUGAAAAUUCAUUGGAGAUUGUUGGGACGAGCAACCAACCCAAAAAACAUACAUAUUUGUCGAAGUAUUUAAUUGUGCUUCUUAGCUAUGGAGGGGUCCCGAAACGCUAUUUUUUGACUAUACUGAUGAAUGCUUUGGAAGAAGCUCAGAGCAUCUAUUCCAGUAAGCAUGCAGCGCUGAGAGUUUCCCUGGACUAUGGUGAAAUGGAUGAUUUUAUUGUGGCAAGAAUGAUUUUAUCUGGCAUUCCUCUUAAUGAGCCAUUUAUGCAGUAUCGUCUAUCAACUUUUUCAAAUGAGGAUAGGAAACGACUGAAGGAAGGAAGGCUUCCUAUUACUGACUGCUUUUAUCUAAUGGGAACAGUAGAUCCUACUGGCACCCUUGAAAGGGAUGAAGUUUGCAUUAUUCUUGAUAAAGGGCAAAUUUCAGGGAAGGUAUUAGUGUUCAAGAAUCCUGGUCUUCACUUUGGAGAUAUACAUGUUUUAAAUGCUAAAUAUGUGAAGGAUUUAGAAGAUGUUGUCGAAAAUUCCAAAUAUGCCAUAUUCUUUCCAACUAAAGGUCCCCGAUCAUUGGCGGAUGAAAUGGCAAAUAGUGAUUUUGAUGGUGACUUGUACUGGGUGUCAAGAAACCCUCAGCUGUUGGAAUAUUUCAAAGCAAGCAAACCUUGGGUCCCUUCAGAUUUAUAUUCAAGACCAAAGUCUUCUAAGAGAAAGCCAUGUGAAUUUUCGGCCGAGGAGCUGGAGCAUGAGCUUUUUCAGCUAUUUUUAACAACUAGAUUUGAGCCAAGUUUUGAGGCUGGUAUUGCUGCUGAUAGCUGGUUGGCAUUUAUGGAUCGCUUUCUAACAUUGGAAGAUGACUGUGUUUCUGAAAAAGAAACUUUAAAGAGGAACAUGCUUCAACUGGUUGACAUAUACUAUUGUGCUUUAGAUGCACCUAAAUCUGGAUUAAAGAUUACUGUUCCAGAGAAACUGAAGGCCAAAAGAUUUCCACAUUUCAUGGGAAAUAAGCGUGAAACUUAUAGAUCCACCUCUAUUCUGGGUGAAAUUUACAAUGGUGUGGAGUAUUUCCAAAAGAAUAUUACGGCAACAAAAGAUUCAGAUGUUUGGACGCUUCCUUGUUUCGGUUGUGAAGUCCCCAACAUUUACCUAAACCUGUGGAAGGAGCAUUAUGACCAAUACAGAUGUGAAAUGACUGAUGCCCUUAAGCAUGACGAUGAAAUCAAAGAUGUAUUGGCUGAUAAAGUGACACAAAAGUAUAAGCAGUUAUUAUAUGGGACUGCAGAUUUUGAAGACAGUCCAAAGAUUACAGAGCAGAUCUAUGAGGAAGCCCUUGCCAUCUAUCAAAUCACCUACGAACAUGCUAGAAGGCAAGGAGCUGUGAGAUACUGCGGCUUUGCUUGGAAAGUGGCAGGUUCAGCCCUCUGCAGGCUAUACAUCAUCAAGCAAGGAGACAGGUCCCUUCUCUGCUCUCCUUCUGUCCUAAGGGAAGUCUUCAAUUGUAAAAAUUCCCUAGCGUAACAUGAAAUAAGAUGACUUUGUUGUAUAUAUGGGUGACGUAAAAUAAUUCCACCCUCAAAAAAUUCAUUUAUAAUAUCUCCCUUCUCUUUAA